Molecule: messenger RNA, 1125 nt
Organism: Macadamia integrifolia
Lineage: Eukaryota; Viridiplantae; Streptophyta; Magnoliopsida; Proteales; Proteaceae
Product: GATA transcription factor 15-like
Exons: 4
Coding region: 157-891 (244 amino acids)
Biological process (GO): flower development; regulation of DNA-templated transcription
Molecular function (GO): DNA-binding transcription factor activity; sequence-specific DNA binding; zinc ion binding
Source: RefSeq, a predicted model, not a curated record
CACUGAUGCCAGUGAAGAUCUACAUAAGAUCUCUCCAAAACCUCUCUAUAAAUAAGGGUACUAUCUCUUGAUCUUCCUCACAAUCAUCUCACCUUCUCUCUCUCUCUCUCUCUUCCUGUUUUUCCAUUCCUUUGCUAGCUUCUUCAAUAUACAGAGAUGGCGUUCACAGAAGCUACUCUGAACCUAAUGAGGAAUAUGAUGUACUUGAUGCAAAUGGAGCUCUUGACGAAAGAUAGGACAAACGAACCGAAGGAACAAGAUUUCAUUAGUAGACUCGGAAAAUCAGAUGACGGAAAUGGUGGGAACAUGAUAGAUCGUUCUCUCUCACUUGGUCUGAAGCUCGAUAACAACCCAACUCCAACUAAUCCCUCCACUGCUAACUUCUAUGGCCCCUCUCCUAUCCGUCGACAGGUAAGGAACAACCAUCAUGGAGAUCAGGUAACUAAAGCAAUGGCAUUUCAACAUAGGGUUAGUCCUAGCUCUGAUCACCAUGUUACCCCCAACAACAAUAGUAAAAACACUACAGGGUUCAUUGAUUUCUUGGGGGAAACACCCGUAAUGUCAUUUGUUCCUCCUCGUCGUUGUAUGAUCCCCAUACUUGCAAUGAAAUAUGCUAGAGAAGAUCUAAGUUUGGCACCUCCUCAACCUAUUGGUGAAAACCCAUUUCAGAGAGGCAUGAUGGCUAACCUGAAUCCCAGCAAUGGCUACGGAAAUGGAAACAAAGUCUGUACCAUCUGUAAGAGGGGCGAUACACCGCUUUGGCGUGCCGGGCCUCAUGGCCCCAGGACUCUUUGUAACGCAUGUGGCAUUCAUUUCCAGAAGCUGCAGAAGAGAGUUCAGUGGAGCAGUGAGGCCUUCCCCAAACCCAAAAAUGUUAUUAGGAAACCAUAAUAAGUACAAAGAUAGUGAUGGAGGGGAUAAUGUUGUUUGAAGAAUAAAGUUUAUCCAUAUACUGCAUGAUGUGAUGAACUAUUUUUUUUUUCUUUGGUAGAACAUGACAUGAUGAACUGUACCAACUUACAAACCCUUUAAUCUCUCUCUCUCUCUCUCUCUCUCUCUCUCUCUUAAAUAGUCACCUUUAUUUUUCUUCUUUUAACCCUAAUUAAGUUAAUGCUUCUCUUUUUA